Messenger RNA from Oncorhynchus mykiss (rainbow trout), 10851 nucleotides. Its product is annotated as spermatid perinuclear RNA-binding protein. Lineage: Eukaryota; Metazoa; Chordata; Actinopteri; Salmoniformes; Salmonidae. Gene Ontology annotation, cellular component: precatalytic spliceosome. The record is from RefSeq and is a predicted model, not a curated record. Gene Ontology annotation, molecular function: single-stranded RNA binding; double-stranded RNA binding.
CUUCUCAUGAUUUGCACUGUAUAGCAGUUCGGCUCCCACAGUAUAGGCUGAGCUGGUAAACGAUGGGGGCAAUGCCGUUUCACCAGUCCUCCAAUUAAGAAAAGCGCACAUUACCACGUCAACAAAGCCCCUUUCUAAAUUAUAAUAAGUGAACAGGACGCCCGACAACCAGAGAAACGCACAUUUGACUGGAAGUAACAGUAUCGGGGACAAUUAAGCGGGCAAUUACGGCGGUCGUCUAGCCAUCCUCCUGACAGUAAAAACCCGACGCUGGCGCUUGUUCAGCGCUCAUAAUGAAUUUAUCCCGUCCACGCCUGCGCAGUCACCAUUCAUCUUUGAAUCUCCUGCGAAGGAGAAAGCAGCAGGCGGCUCUCGCUGGUGUCUAGCUGGAGAGCGCUUUGACUGAACGUCUUGGAUUUGGUCCCGUCAACGAGAGUCAGAGCUGUGAAACUGUGCCUGGUAUCAACGCGUGUUUGGAUAUCUUUUCCCACUACAGUAACACUUCAACCAUUCAAGAGUAACAGAUGGAGCUGUGAGCCGGGUCAGGGGGAAAUCGCAGGCACCUGGGAACCCAGUGAAUCACAGCACUGGAGAAAACAAGUGGGAGAAGUCUAGAGAAGUGAGGCAGUCAUCCUCACUCAGUCCCCACAGGGAUAUUCUCAUCCCAACGAGCAAGGUAGAGGUUCCGAACCCAUCCUGAGACCGCAACACCGGGCCGCAGAGGGACAAGAGGAAAGUACUGCGCAAGGUGAGACAGAGGGAAGCAGAUCAGGUCUGUAGGCAGGGGGCUCUGAGGGGAGCGUAUGAGGAGGAGUCAGAGAGCAGAGGAGACCCCUGACCUGUCCUGACAACACAGAGCUGCCCCGGCAACACACCCGGGCCACACAAGGAGACGGACAAGGAGCACCCACUCCUUUCGCAGGCAUGAGGUCCUUCCGUUCGUUCGGUAAUGAUGACCGUCACGUCAUGGCCAAACACUCCACCAUCUACCCAUCGUCGUCUGAACUGGAGGCGGUCCAGACCCUGGUGUCCACCGUGGAGGGUGCCCUUAAACACGUCUCUGAUUGGAUAGACCAGAGCAAUGUCCAAUCGGUGCAGAGUAACAGCCAGGCAGACGCAGCAGCCGGCCAGACAGACGGCCAGCCGAACCCCACAGACAGCACAAUGACAGAGGACGGUAGUGCUGACCAUGACGACGACCUUAACGACGACCCCGACGUUAGUCCCAGCGCCAGCCCAGAUGACUGCACAGACAGCAGCAGCAGGGAGCCCGGUGGAGGUGUGCUGUGUGGGGUGAUGAGGAUCGGCCUGGUGGCUAAAGGGCUCCUCAUCAAACAGGACAUGGAUCUGGAGCUGGUGCUGAUGUGUAGAGAGAAACCCACUGAUGCACUGCUGUGCACUGUCUGUGACAACCUGCCCCUGCAGAUACAAAAGUUAACCGAAGACAAGUAUGAGGUGCAACGCUGUGUGCCAGAGGCAGCCAUCUUGGUGUGUAGUACGACAGAGCCAAAACUCACCCUGAAGGUCACCCUCACCUCCCCGCAGAUGAGAGAGGACAGCGACACGGACGAACAAGUGGAGGGUGUUGAGCUGACAGACCCGGCAGACAUGCUGGACAGGCACAGAUGCCUGGUGGCCCUGGCGGCUCUGCGACAUGCCAAAUGGUUCCAGGCCAGAGUAAAUGGGUUGAAGUCGUGUGUCAUCAUCCUCAGGAUCCUGAGAGACAUGUGCAAUAGACGACCAGCCUGGGAGCCGCUGAAAGGAUGGCCCCUGGAGCUGAUCUGUGAGAAGGCCAUAGCCACGUGUAACCGGCCGCUUGGUGCAGGGGAGGCCUUCCGUCGGGUCAUGGAGUGUCUCGCCUCAGGAAUCCUCCUUCCAGGAGGACCAGGGUUACACGACCCGUGCGAGAAGGAGCUGACCAACACCCUAACGGCCAUGACAGACGAGGAGGCAGAGGCCAUCACAUACAGCGCACAGCACGCUCUGAGACUGAUGGCGUUCGGUCACAUCUACAAGGUGCUGGAGAUGGACCCUCUCCCCUCUAGUAAACCCUCCCAGAAGUACCCCUGGUCAGACAGGGAGGGCUCAGGGCUGAAGAGGCCCUACGAGGAUGGGCCCACGGACGACAAAGACCUCAUCAAGAAGAUGAAGAGGAACCUGAGGAAAGUCCUCGACAGCAAAGCAAUAGACACCAACCAACCAAUGAAUGCUCUGAUGCGUCUGAAUCAGAUACGUCCAGGUCUGCAGUACAAGCUGCUGUCCCAGUCCGGCCCGGUCCACGCUCCUGUCUUCACCAUGUCUGUAGACCUAGACAGCACCGUCUACGAAGCCUCGGGCUCCUCCAAGAAGACCGCCAAGCUGCAUGUCGCUGUCAAGGUUCUGCAGGCGAUGGGUUACCCCACAGGGUUCGAUGCAGACCUGGAUUGCAGUGCAGACGAGAAGUCGGACGGAGAGGGGAAGAGCGAAUCAUCUACACACUCAAGCAAUAACACAGCACACUCAGACAACUCAAAUACACUGGAGGUCCGAACUCAGGGUCCUAUUCUGACGGCCAGUGGUAAGAACCCCGUCAUGGAGCUGAACGAGAAGCGCAGGGGUCUGAAGUACGAGCUCAUAUCAGAGAGCGGGGGCAGCCAUGACAAACGCUUCGUCAUGGAGGUGGAGGUGGAUGGUCAGAAGUUCCGCGGGGCGGGGCCUAAUAAGAAGGUGGCGAAGGCUUCGGCUGCGUUGGCUGCUCUGGAGAAACUCUUCUCUGGCCCCAACGCCGCCGCCGCCAACAACAAGAAGAAGAAGAUCAUCCCACAACAUGCCACUAAAGGAGCCCUAGCUGCAGCGGCAGCCUCAGCGGUAGCAGCCCAGGUGGCCAGAGGGAGAGGUCGAGCGGCGGCCCUGACCAGAGGAGCCUUCGUCAGCGCUGCCGCACCAGGGUACACACAGAUACCAGGCUUCGGGACUCCAUAUGGAUACAGUGCCGCAGCCGCCCCAGCCUACGGUGGUCUUUUCAUUGACAAUCCUUUUUACCAGCCUCGGACCAUCGCACCAUUUAUUAUUCAUUUGGGUCCUCAAGAUCUCUUCUCUGACUUCUAGAACCAUCAGGUUGUGUGGCUUCUAAACUGUCGUACCUACAGUCCCGCUAAGGAGCUUGACCUUUGACCCAGCAGGCUGUCUGUCCGUCUCCCACCGUACGGUACAGAGCCAGCGAGCGGUCAAACCGAACUCCUCUCACUCUGUUCUGUCUCCUCACAACCCAAAUCAAAGGAAACAAACCUUUAAAAAAAAAAAGCAAUACUUGAUUUGACUUUUUUGACUCUCAGCUGCAUCAAAACUGAAGGCUGAGUACCUUGGUCUUUUAGUCUCUUUCUUAUAUAGCAAUACUACACCUGAACUUUUUGGCUUCAAGCUUACUUGAGAUGAUGACGUGAAUGUUCAAUUGAGUCUUACCCACAGCAUUGCAAUAGGUCAUUUCAACUGUAUAUUCACUGUGUGUAUGUAUGUGUGGCUAUACCAUGGAAUAUAUGCAUAUAUGUGUAUGGUAUGUGUUCCUAGAAAUAUAUAUAUAUAUUACAUGUGCUGAAACUAUUUAGGGUGUACGCGUGUGUAAAUAUGAUAUACUUAUUGUUGGUAUAAAUUAUUUUAGAAUUACAAAAGUGAAAUGUAAUUAUAAUCCCACAGUAUAGCUUUCUUCUUCUUCCAGUUUUAUAUACACUAAGCAAUUUACUCUACUCUAGUACUAGGACAAUGCAAUAUGAAACGUGUUUCUUAAUUAACCUGUGCUCACAGACUAGCGUAGUGAUGCUUCCUUUUAUUUUACCCCGAUGUCUAUCUCAUCUGAGCCUUUCUGGACACGCUCAAGUCUCUCUGGUCUAAGGCUCGCUAGCACAGCCCGGUCAGUCGAGAGUCGCUCGCUCACUCAACCUAGCAACCCUUACCGCCCUCUCUAACACACACACACACACACUUCCUAUGUGACAGCACACAUUACUUUCCUGUUGACUUCCGGUCAGAAAGCACACUUCUCUACUCAGUGGAACAUUUCUCAUUGCUCCACUGCUAACAGGCGUACGCUAGUGGAGGUUGCUGGGGGGGGGGGUUCAUAAUAAUGGCUGGAACGGCGCGGACGGAAUCGCGUCAAACACAUGGAAACCAUGUGUUCGAUGUAUUUGAUACCAUUCCACUCCAGUCCUUACCCCGAGCCCGUCCUCCCCGAUUUAGGGGCCACCCUGUACUGUACUGCUCUAUCGGUACUCUACGUGCAUACACACUAUCCUUACAAUAACCUGGGGGUCUGUUGGACAACUAGAGUAUCUGUACACUGAAACCUCCUCACAGGAGGACUACAUUACUCAGAGGACCAGCCACAGUCCUCUCUCUCUCUCUCUGGCCUACAGCAUAACGUGGGACCAAAAGCACAGUUCACAGUUUGUUAGCUUGUAGAGGCGGUGGGUGGCCCUGUGACGGCACCGCCGCCUGCUCGCCCCUCCCCCACCCCCAUGCACACGUCAGUCGCCCCUCCGUUGCUGCGCAAAGGGCUUAGUUCACAAUCCGUUUGUACAAACUCACGAAAAGGGGUAUUUUGGAUCACAACCAAUGUGUCAAAUGUAUUAUGCAUCGGUUUGACAAACCGAGCGUGGACUAAGUAAAGCUACUCGGACAAUCCAACACACAGGGCCCACUGCUGCAAUCUGUCAACACAGUCGCAGACCAACCAGCCUUGCCACCAUGGAACAGUCCGACCACACGUGAAUAGCUACAUCUAAUUCAACGGAUAGUCCGACAUUAUACACGUUUAUAGCUCUACUGUAGAAAGACAGACGGGACCCAGUUGUUUCAUAACCCCCUGCUUUACCCUCUCUAGUAUAGCUUUUUUCUAUACUAUAUAGUAUAAUAUACUACCUAUAGUAUGCAGUAUGCUAUAUCUAACUGAGAAGGUGAAGCCAUAGUAAGCUGUAGUUGAUAUUAUAUGAGUUUGUGUGCGGUUAAAUUAGCGUAUGGUGGUAAAGUAAAACUACAGUGCCUAGCAAGAUUUACCAACCCAGCAUCAAGGCCAUAUUACCUGGUCUUGAAUAAGUGGACAUCUUCCGUCAGGAUGAGUCACUACAGAUGGAUGGAUCACAAAGUACAGGAUAAGAUAAGGUAAAUGAAUGUUGUUGUUUUUUUAAAGCUUAUUUAUAUGAAAGCUGCUAAAAAAUGUAAAUCAACACCCCCCCGAAAAAAAAUCUACAUUUUGCUAGUGCAUUCUGCAAAUCACUUUUGUGUUUUUCAAAUAGAGGUGCUAGGCUGAUAAACAUAACCACAUGAUCUGACAACUGGCACAAUACACAUCCAAAAGGGAAUGCACGGUUUUAAGGUAUGCUCGUAUUUGAAUGUCCCGAAACAUUGAAGCAUAGCUUUAUAGCACUGGUUGGUGGGUCAAAUCUUUUGACAAACACAAUGUAUGUAUUUAUGUAUGUAGCUUCAGUUGGUGAGAGCUUCCGAUGUUUUCUCCUCAUCACUUUUUGGGGUGUUCAACACGACAGCCUUUUAAAAAACAACAAACAACUGCGGUCAGAAGGAAACUGCUGAAAUAUUGCAGGAAGUACAUGAAAUGCUUUGAUUCUCCUUCCUUGAUCUUCGUGGCAGUUUGAUCUUCAGUGUUUUUGUCAUUUUAAAUGUUGUUAUUUUUAUUUUAUUUUUUUUAAAUAAUGUUUGAAAGCUAUUGAGCCUCAGUGUAACUUUCAAGACGAAUAACUUACAGGAUUUCAAUCCUGGUGGGACCAUACUUGUGAACUUUUUCUCAGUCUCAAAAUGCACAUCAGCCAAUUAAAAUGGUUGAGGUACACCGACUAUACCAAACCUUAGGAACACCUUCCUAAUAUUUAGUUGCACGACUUCAGUUCGUCGGGUCAUGGAUUCUACAAGGUAUCGAAAUUGUUCCACAGGGAUCCUGGCCCAUGUUAACGCCAAUGCUUCCCACAGUUGUGUCAGGUUGGCUGGAUGCCCUUUGGUGGUGGACCAUUCUUGAUACACAGGGAAACUGUUGAGCGUGAAAAACCCAGCAGCGUUGCAGUUCUUGACACAAACCGGUGCGUCUGGCACCUACUACCAUACCCCAUUCAAAGGCACUUAAAUCUUUUGUCUUGUCCAUUCACCCUCUGAAUGGCGCACAUACACAAUCCAUGUGUCAAUUGUCUCAAGGCUUAAAAAUCACACUGAUUGAAGUGGAUUUAACAAGUGACAUCAAUAAGGGAUCAUAGGAUUCACCUGGUCAGUCUAUGUCAUGGAAAGAGCAGGCAUUCUUAAUGUUUUGUAUACUCAGUGUUGUUGCAAGUGAUGAAACACUACACAUUAGCUGUUCCCAUGACAUAACCUGGCACAUUUAGCCCUAUUCUAACCUUGUCAUGUGACACUGAUUACUUCCUGUAACAAAUUCUGCGCCAUACUAUCAAAGAUCUUAAUAUCCACCAACCAAUGGCACUUCUUAAAAUGUGUAAAUUUGGCCACCAGAAGGAUAUUUUCAACCUCCAACCUCCAAGGUUUACUUUUGUUCUGCUUGGUGUGUGUCUCAAGUGUAGAGUGCCAAUUGCACGAUGCACCCUUACACACAUUGCUAAAGCGGUUGACUCUAAAAUUACAGUGCACAUUAACUGUGGGUUCGAAGCCCCGUUGCGUCAAAACAUUUUUUGUUCAGGAAAUCUAUGUUCACUGCUGGUCCUCGAUGCGCGAUUCAAAUAACCAAAUUGACAAAGUGGAUGAUUAUAAUAAUGCAUAAUAAAAUGUUGUACUUGUAAGUCCAGCCUACACGCCUAAAUAAAUAACGAUUAUUUAUGUAGCAGUGUCAGGAGCCUGUAUGUCAGUCUGCAAGAGGGACUCCAACAAGAAGCUCCUCAUUAAAUGUAUUCGUAAUAAAAAUUGAGACAAGGUUUUGUCUGCACUUCUCUUGUAGAACUACAGUUUGUGUGUUGACGUUUCAAGGCGGGGAGGGGCGACGACGACUAAUGUUGAGAUUCAAACCCUUGCGAUAAUCAGCAACAUUUACACAGAGCUGGGGAGUCUACACAGAGAGCUAUUUGACCAGUCACUCAAACACACAUGAUCUAGUUGCUUUGAUGAUCGCAACAUGCCCGUUGGACUUCCGUUAAGGACGCGUUCGUGAAGUGUUGGAUCACGUCCCAAUCCACGUCAGCGAUUUUAAUUGGCUGAUACGGAAUUUGAACCAGGUGUUAUGGUACUGAUGCUUUUGCCGCCACUGACGGUUUGUUUACGUUUCUACCAUUGUGGCUAGAUGGAGUAGACCUACGGUGGUCGAGUCGGGGACAACAGUUGUUGACAGCUGUAGCGUUGUAGUUAAGCCUACCCCCCCCCCCCCCCCCCCCCCUUUCUUAACCUUAACUUAAUUAUCCUAACCUGCUGCGUUAGUUAUCCUUAAAAACAAAUCAUCAGUGUCACCGCAUGGGGUAUAAUGACGGGUAGCUGUGCAGGUUAGCAGAGGAUAAAGUCUGCCAGGUUAUCUGAUAAGAACAGCUGUAGUCGAUCGUUUGAUCAAUUGGCUGGUGUGCAGUUUGAGACGGAGAAAAAGUUUAAACCUGUUCUGAUGUUCGCAAGUACGGCCCCGGUAAGUCUUGACUGACAUCACGGGUAAGUUUUCGUUGAGAGUUAUACAUGUUUAUUGAGGUAGAGAACAUUUUUAAAAGUCUGAACAUCAAAUAAAAGAUCAAACUGAACUAAACUAUCUCCACAUUUACAGUUUUCAGAUUUGUGUUUACUAUAAUCUGUAGUUGUCAAACACACAAUCCCCUUUCAGAUCUGAAGUGUUCAGGUGUACCGGUAUUUGAAUGGCUUCGCCUGCAACUAGACCUAAAGACCUUUCUCUUCAGGAAGGCUUCCUGUUGAUAAUUGUGCUCCCUGAGUGUCCUUGUCUCUUGUGUAGCAUCAGCUGUGUUCUUUGUCUAGUUGUGUCCAUUUUUUGUUGUUGUUGAUUAUAAUGAAAAGCUCUUUACAAAUGUAAUUUGUUAUGAACUAAUCACUCCUAUUGAUUACAUGAUAGACAAUCACUCCUAUUGAUUAGUCUUUCUGGUAUCCUAUUGAUUACACCAUAGACAAUCACUCCUGUUGAUUAGUCUUCUGGUACAAGUCUCUCAUUGAGAACGUGUAUAACAACAACCCAUGCAGAGUUAGACUCUAAACCAAAGCCUCACAUGGAAAUGAAAAAACCCUGCAGGGGAUAGUCCAUCCAAGAACCAAUGGGAUAUUCCAGUUGGUGUUCCUGGAUGAGAGGGGUUAGUCCCAUGACUGCCUGAACACCAUAUGAUACAGGCAUCACUUGUGGUGGUGCUGCCAGGCUGGGCUGGCAUGGAGAGGCUCCCCUAUCCCAUCCUAUCCCAUCGCUCAGAGCAGCCAGCCAGCAGCAGAGCUGAGAGUCCUAAUUAAAGUAUCAAUCUUUUUUUUUUUUUUUCUCAAUCUUUGUUUUCUUACCUUUUUGAGAAUUCAUGCGUUUGUCUUCUGAAUUCAAAUUCAGGAUUUACAGAUGGAAAGCCUGUGGCCGGGGUGAAAAUCUUUAAAACUUCCCCGUCAAUACAACAUUCUGCUCUCUGAGGGCUGUGUGUUGUGUUGAGACAUGCUAAGGCCAGAUGGCCCACAUAAAUAAUAGGCUACUGGACAUCAUCCUUCACUGAGCGUUGGUUGGCUUUUAAUUUCCCCCUGGAAUCGUCCCAGGCUAAUGAUCCAUGCCUCUGCUCCCUAAGGUGGGCCAGAGUGCAGAACACCUCACUGCUUAUCAGGAGCAUACAACUGGGUUCAAAUAAUUUGACAUCAUUUGAAAUACUUAAACUGAGCUUAAUUAUUCUAUUGCCCCCGGCAAGCUCAAUCGCAAAAGUGCAAACCCAGCCCAUCUGGCACUCCAGACAGGCUAAAGCAAACAUUACAAAUAUCUACAAGAUUUCAAAUAGUAUUUGAACCCAGGUCUGGCUGGUAGUGUAGUGGAGAGAGCAGAUUGCCUCACUUAGUGGGCAGAUUGCUGUAUUUCCUAUAAUAUAUUAGAUCUCGGCGAUGAGAAGACCAGGCAGAAUAUAUAAAUGGAUUGAAAUAUAUUGCAAUAAUGACGAUGCCUUUGAGUUAGGACACUAAGGAAAAUGGUUAAGUGGCUUUUGUCGAUGAACAAUGAUUGUGUUCUUUUGAAUUAUACAUGGUUUGAUUUGUGUGACGGAUUGUAAAAUAUAGCCUCGUCCCUACCGACUUCCCCUGAACUGUCCCUGAUAGGUCCUCCUCCUUGACAUAGGAAAAUGGGACACAACAAGCACAAAACCACAUUGACCAUAUUCCACCGCAUCCUACUCAGGACCCACCGGAAACACACACACGCCGGAGUUAUUUCCAGCCCACCUCAAAACACCCAUCCUCAUCAUCGUUGUCACGCACACCCACAGUACAAUAAUAAAAAGACGGGGGUUCCUACGGGGCUCUACCACCCCAGCUCAACGAUUGUAUUUAGUGCAAGCCACAAGCUGUUACUGAAGAUAUACUACAGGAACGGAGCCAUUUGUUACAGAGGAAUGACUUCCACCCCCCCCCCCCAUAACCAUGUACCUUGGUGCUUAACAAUGGGCUGUAGCUGUGUAUAUAGUUAUUUUGAGUUGUUUACUUAUUUUUUAAAUUAUAUAUAUGUGGAAGUCUUCUACAGUUCUUAAUGUUUUACUGAGAGAGAGAAGGGGACCGGUGUGUGAGACUGGGGACUCGAUUAAAUGCCUAUCGCUGAAGUUCAGCGCUGUGGCGCGAUUGACAUUUAAAGGGAACGCUCCCAUGUUCGUGGCGACUGCAUGCACCGCUGCAUAUGCCGCCUCAAUUGGAAAUGACCUUCACAUUUGAAUCGCGCUACAGUGCUGAACUUGUAUGAUACGGAUCGACUCGAGCCCUAUGAACAAUUUAGAAAAAUGGGAAUUAAAUUUGCGAGCCUGCAGCAGCUCUGAAACAGGAGUCGGAUCUGGUUACGCCCGGCGAGAGCGAGGUUCCCCGGAUUUUAUUGCUGAACGUUUGUCGUCGCCGGUCUGCGCUCUAGGUAGCUGCAGCGCAUAGUUCAGGGUGAAGUCGGUCACAGUAUGGGAGAUGGGCUUUCCACUUGUGACAGACUAUCACUUGUUACAAAGCUCGCUCUCGAGGAUCUCAGCCCAUCAGUGUUGUCCAAUAUCCUGACUGUCGAUCAAAGCUUUUUGGUUCUGAAUGUACACCGUUGUUGUUGAGUAGAAUGUAUAACCAUAGCAGAGCUACAGUACUUGCAUUUUUGUAGAGACACAUAUAAACAAAUAUAUAUGAUAAACAUGUAUAAAUCUAUAAAUCUUUUUUUUAAACUACUUGUGUAUGAGUCAUUUGGGCACUUCCUGCCUGGUUUGUGUUUACAUUUUUAUUUCUAAAGUUCUUUGAGCUUGGCGUCUUCUGAGUGACGGACUCCUCCCCUCCUCUUUCUGUAAAUAGAAUCUUCCACUUAAGUUGAAUUAUUUUGACUACGGAGUUAUAUCUGUGCCAUUUAAAAUCAAGUAAAGGUUUAGCAUUUUAUUGGCACAAAAGUAACUCCAUAGAAAGCAGCCUAGCUUGCCGGGAGUUGUGUGCCUCUCGCACUUUGUUCGAUCACGUGGCAUCAAAUAAAUGAUCAAUUUGAGUUAUAAAGUCACUAUCAACAAGGUGGUCUAAUGCAAAGUGACGAUUGUGCACAAACCUCGGAGCGAGCGGCGCUUCAUUCGAAAUGACGGCAGUAGAUGUUUUCUAGCUGUGGUAUUAAAUUAUUAGUCGCAAAAAUCACCAUGGUGAUAUGUACUUUGUCACUGUAUUUGCCAUAAUUUAUGCUUGACAAAAUAAUAAUAAAAAAAAAAGUACUGAAUCUUC